AUGGGGACUCAGCUCCACAUGUUCUUGUUGCCUUUCAUGGCUCGCGGCCACAUGAUUCCCAUGGUUGACUUGGCCAAAUUGCUUUCUUCUCGCGGUAUCAAAAUCACCAUCGUCACAACCCCUCUCAAUUCUAUCUCCAUCUCUAAUUCAAUCCAAAAUUCCAAAUCCCUAUCUACUUCUCAAAUUCAACUUCUUAUCCUUAAAUUUCCUUCCGCUGAAGUUGGACUACCAGACGGUUGUGAAAAUCUUGACUCCGUCAUCACUCCUGAUAUGUUCCCCAAAUUCAUCUCUGCUUUUAAUUUGUUCCAAAACCCAUUUGAGGAGGCUGUUAUGAAACAACGCCCCCAUUGCAUCCUCGCCGAUAUGUACUUCCCUUGGGCCAACGAUGUUGCUGCCAAAUUUGGAAUCCCCAGGCUCAAUUUCCACGCCACUAGUUUUUUCUCUAGCUGUGCUUCGGAGUUCAUGAGAAUUCAUGAGCCUUACAACCAUGUCUUAUCAGAUACAGAGCCCUUUCUCAUUCCUCGUCUUCCUGGAGAUAUUACUUUCACGAAGAUGAAGCUUCCUCAAUUCGUGCGGGAGAAUCUAAAAAAUGAAGUGAGCGAAUUUAUAAAGAGGGCUCACGAAUUGGGAUUCGCGUGUUAUGGGAUUAUCAUGAACAGUUUUUACGAGCUGGAAGCAGAGUAUGUAGAUUGCUGUAGAAAUGUCUUAGGAAUAAAGGCUUGGCCUAUUGGCCCACUUUCUUUGUGUAAUAAGGAAACUGAAGAAAAAGCUCAAAGAGGAAAUGAAUCCAGCAUUGACGAACACGAGUGCUUAAAAUGGCUCGACUCCAAAAAACCCAAUUCGGUGGUGUAUGUGUGUUUUGGAAGUAUGGCGAAAUUCAACUUUGAUCAACUGAAGGAGAUUGCAAGUGGGCUUGAAGCGGCUCGGAAAAAUUUCAUAUGGGUUGUGAGGAAAGUGAAGAAGGAAGAAGAAGAAGAGAAUCAUGAUUGGUUACCAGAAGGCUACGAACAGAGGAUGGAAGGAAAAGGGUUGAUUAUAAAAGGUUGGGCGCCACAAGUUUUGAUAUUAGAUCAUCCGGCAGUGGGUGGAUUUGUGACACACUGUGGGUGGAACUCCACGCUGGAAGGAGUGACUGCUGGAGUUCCGAUGGUGACAUGGCCGAUGGCGGCAGAGCAGUUUUACAACGAGAAGCUGGUGACAGACGUGUUGAAAAUUGGAGUUGCAAUUGGAGUUCAAAAAUGGGUGAGAGUUGUAGGGGAUUUCAUUGAAAGAGAAGCUUUGGAAAAUGCAAUUAGAAGAGUUAUGGAAGGAGAAGAAGCAAAGGAGAUGAGAAACAGAGCUAAAGAAUUGGCAAAGAUGGCAAAGAAAGCUGUUACCGAAAAUGGAUCGUCUUACUCUAAUUUGCAUGAUUUGAUACAGGAAUUGAAAUCGUUGGCGUUCUGAAGGCUUCAUUCUGGUGGCUGUGCCCGUGGUGCUGUUUGGAUUAUUACAUCUUCUUCACCUGAGUAAACGUGGUUUUAGUUACUUUACUCGAUGCCCUCACUGAGUUCAGGUUAUUGAUUUGAAAAGAUUCACUCAAACAUAGUUAUGUUUAUCAUAAGUAUUAUUGGAACAUGUUUGAGACUGAUGUUGAAUAACUUUCAGCUGAAAAUCCUUCUUUUUUAACA
Molecule: messenger RNA, 1667 nt
Organism: Cucumis melo (muskmelon)
Lineage: Eukaryota; Viridiplantae; Streptophyta; Magnoliopsida; Cucurbitales; Cucurbitaceae
Product: scopoletin glucosyltransferase-like
Exons: 1
Coding region: 1-1443 (480 amino acids)
Molecular function (GO): UDP-glycosyltransferase activity
Source: RefSeq, a predicted model, not a curated record